UUUUUUGAUGAACAGAUGGACCCUAGCUAUGAGGGUGAACUUAUCGAACGUCGGACCAUCUUUGGCCUUACCCUUGAGCAGAGGAGAAAUGAUGCAGCCAUUACACCACAGCUCUUGAAAAAUGUUGUUACCAAGAGGAAGGAUAUGAACCAAGAUUCCAUAAGAGACUUGAUUGUUGCUUCUAUUGCUGUGAAAUACACUCAGUCCAACUCUGUAUGUUAUGCUAAAUCAGGCCAAGUCAUUGGUAUUGGUGCAGGACAACAGUCCCGCAUCCACUGUACAAGACUAGCUGGAGACAAGGCAAACAACUGGUGGAUGCGACAUCACCCUCGAGUGCUGAGUAUGAAAUUCAAGGAAGGAGUGAAGAGAGCUGAGAAAUCAAAUGCCAUUGAUAACUUUGUUGGUGGCACUGUUGGAAAGGAUAUGCCAGAGUCCCAGUUUGCUUCUGUGCUUGAGGAGGUCCCUGCUACACUGACCCAAGAAGAGAGGGAUGCUUGGACACAAAAGCUGACAGGUGUCGCUCUUUCAUCAGAUGCCUUUUUCCCAUUCAGGGAUAAUGUUGACAGAGCAAAGCAGAGUGGUGUUGAGUUCAUUGUGAGCCCAGCUGGAUCAAACAAUGACAACAUUGUCAUUGAGGCAUGUGAUGAACACAGUAUGAUUCUUGUUCACUCCAAUCUCCGCCUUUUCCAUCAUUGAACUGGAAGAUUUUGUCAUCCAGUCAUGCUCUCUCUCCCUAUGGUCAUGUAAUCAUGUAUUUUUUAUACGAAUCCUAAAGAACAAGUAUUACAGAUCUGAAAGAAAA
Penaeus monodon (black tiger shrimp) is the source of this 802-nucleotide messenger RNA. Its product is annotated as bifunctional purine biosynthesis protein ATIC-like. Gene Ontology annotation, cellular component: cytosol. The record is from RefSeq and is a predicted model, not a curated record. Gene Ontology annotation, biological process: 'de novo' IMP biosynthetic process. Lineage: Eukaryota; Metazoa; Arthropoda; Malacostraca; Decapoda; Penaeidae. Gene Ontology annotation, molecular function: IMP cyclohydrolase activity; phosphoribosylaminoimidazolecarboxamide formyltransferase activity.